Messenger RNA from Tuber aestivum (summer truffle), 1540 nucleotides. NCBI's taxonomy places the organism in Eukaryota, Fungi, Ascomycota, Pezizomycetes, Pezizales, Tuberaceae. The record is from the annotation of a GenBank genome assembly.
AUGGCAAUCCGGCACUCCCGGCUGGCCAUACCAAUGCUUUUCCUUCUCCUUCUUUGGGUCGCCCCUUCGGCAGCGCACAUGACGAUGUCGGAGCCCCCACCGAUCAAUUAUAAAGACAACCCAAAUUACAGUAGCGCCAAGGGCGACUUCGAUUAUAGUGCUCCUCUAUCCCCUUCCGGGUCCAACUACCCAUGCAAAGGGCAUCUUAAAGACUUGGACGCGCCGGAGGGCAAACCUGUGAGAACCUAUGCACAGGGCGGAACCUAUAACAUGGUGUACGUAUCAGCCGAAACCCUGACAUAUCCCAAUCUCCCCGAAUGGGCACUGACAUGGCUCCAUAAUUCCAGUAUAUCUGGCUCAGCUGUACAUGGUGGUAAGUAAACAAAAAAAAAAAAAAGUUAAAAAAAAAUACCCAAAACCAGAGAACUAGUCAGAGUAAAACUUACUAAUUACUACACCUGCGAUAGGUGGAUCAUGUCAAUGCUCCCUCUCCUAUGAUAAGGGCAAGACCUUUACGGUCAUAAAAUCCUUCGUAGGAAAUUGUCCCCACGCAAGCCCCGGUGGCGAUCAAACCUUCAAAUUCACAAUUCCCAAAGAUGCGCCAUCCGGCAAUGCCGUCUUCGCCUGGUAACUAUAUGACGCGCGUCACCGGAAGAAGAGAAAGUGCAAAAGGCUCAUGAGAUAUGUCAGGACCUGGUUCAACAAAAUCGGAAACCGAGAGAUGUAUAUGAACUGCGCAUCGGUCACUAUCGGCGGUGGCGCAAGAAGCAGAGCGAUGGCCAAGAGAGCUCCUAGCGGUCCCGAGGUAUUCAAAGCGAAUAUCGGCAAUGGAUGCACGACCGCAGCGGGAACGGAUGUAGUUUUUCCCAAUCCCGGGACGAGCAUUCAGUACGAUGGCGAUACUGGUGCCAGGGCCCCACCGGGCGGUAGCUGCCAAGGGCAAGGUGGAGGAAAUUCCGGAGCUGGUGGGGGUAGCGGGGGUGGCAGUGGGAGUGGAACUGGAGCUGGCACAAGUGGAACAGGCACAGGUGGUAGCGGUGGAGGUGGUAGUUCCGGUGGCACCGGCACAACCGGGAGCGACACCAGCGGCGCCGGAACAGGCACCACGGGGGGAGGAGGUGGUGGUGGUGCAAAUACAGGUGAGGUUUCCGAAGCUUUCAUUUCGUCUUCCCGGGGAGCGGCGACAGGUAGUGCCACCCGCCGUGCUUCAUCGAGUGCUGCAAAGAAGACCAGUAAAACGGUUGCAAAAUCCCAGUCCCACACUUCGCCCAAUACCCCCGUCCGCACUGGCGGGGGUGGAGCUGGAGGGGACGUGGUGGUGAGCACGGUCAACCCCGCGGCCCCGACGGGAGAUGGAGUUGUUGAAACUAACGUAGCGGGGGGCGAUUCAGGGCCUAGCAGUGUGCAGGAUACUCAAGGGUGCGCUUAUUGGAGGGCUCAGGGUUAUGUUUGCAGUGGGGCUUCCAAAUCUUUGCUUGGGAGGAAGGAGCUAUUGCAGAUGUUCGGAGGAGUCUUGGUGGUCCUGCUUAUUUCCGGACUG